ACGCGACGUCUAUAAAUACCGUGGUGGAGAGGGGUCGUCCAUUACCGUUUGAGCUCAGUCUGUAGAGAGGAGUACCACGUCUUACUGCUGCACUUUAUCAUUUCAUUCCAGAAUUCUGGUCUAAUGGACACACUCUUUGUAAAUGCUUUUUAAGAUAAACCACUUCAGGAAAGUACACACUGGCUACUCUGCAGGCCGCGGCCUCGAGUCUUAUCUGAAAGGAUUCAACUUUACCGGCGAGCCUCCCUGGCUACCCUUAACCUGAUUAAAGCCUCAACGGAUUAAAUCUCCUUAGUAUCCAAGGUGUUUUUGUGACUCCUUUUAUCCCCCCUGUGACGAUGAAAACUCUCUGUCCGGCCGAGUUCAACCUGUCCUUUUUGGAGGAAGGCUUUACCGCCCGAGACAGCGUUGACCAGACGAUCAUCGAGUCCUCCACCGGUGACGACCGUGAUGCCUUCUACGUGUGUGACCUGGGUGACGUGGUGAAGAAGCACCUGCGCUGGGCACGGGCUCUUCCACGGGUCACUCCGUUCUAUGCCGUCAAAUGCAACAACAGCAUUUCUGUGGUGCGAACCCUGGCCUCCCUGGGCUGUGGCUUUGACUGCGCCAGCAAGGCGGAGAUUCAACAAAUCGAGUCAUUGGGUGUGGCGCCGAGCAGAAUCAUCUACGCCAACCCUUGCAAGCAGGCUUCCCAGAUCAAGUAUGCCUCUGCCCACGGCGUCCAGAAGAUGACCUUUGAUAGCGAAGUGGAACUCCUGAAGGUGGCACGCUGCCAUGAAAACGCAAAGCUGGUGCUGCGUAUCGCCACAGACGACUCCAACUCGGUGUGUCCCCUGAGUGUGAAGUUUGGGGCCACCCUCAAGGGCUGCCGGGGUCUGCUGCAGCGGGCCAAGGAGCUCAGCCUGGACGUCAUAGGGGUCAGCUUCCACGUGGGCAGCAUGUGCAGGGACCCCGCGACGUACACCCAGGCCAUCUCCGACGCCCGCUGUGUGUUCGAUAUGGCCGAGGAGUUUGGCUACAAGAUGAGUCUGCUGGACAUUGGUGGAGGGUUCCCCGGCUCUGAGGAUGUCAAACUCAAAUUUGAAGAGAUCACAGCAAUUAUCAACCCAGCCCUGGAUAAGUAUUUCCCUGCUGAUGGAGGAGUCCGGAUCAUCGCUGAGCCGGGUCGCUACUACGUUGCGUCUGCCUACACGCUGGCGGUCAACAUCAUAGCCAAGAAGGUCAUCGUGAAGGAGCAGUCUCCCUCAAAUGAAGAAGAGGACGAGGAGACCAACGAAAAGACAAUGAUGUACUAUGUCAAUGACGGAGUGUAUGGUUCCUUCAACUGUAUCCUCUACGACCAUGCUGAAUGCCUCCCGAUUUUGCACACGAAGCCAAAGCCAGAUGAGGCCAUGUACACGUGCAGCAUCUGGGGGCCGACCUGCGACGGCCUGGACCGCAUCGCCGAGUACUGCAGCCUGCCUGACCUGCAGAUGGGAGACUGGCUGCUGUUUGAGAACAUGGGGGCCUACACAGUGGCCGCCUCCUCUAACUUCAACGGCUUUGCAACUCCAGACAUCCACUAUGUCAUGUCCCGCCCUGCCUGGAAGUGCAUGCAGCAGAUCAACACCCAGGGCAUGCCCGCCCCUGUGGAGGAGGCCGGCCCAGCCUGCGUCGCAGCCAGCUGUGGCAGCGAGAGCGCGGUGGAGCUGCCCGCUAAGCUCCACCAGAACCUCCUGGCCUAACCAGCGGUCCCAAUACCUCAGCGUCCUGUGCCGUGUUCCAAUAUCCAUACUAUCCGUACUAACUAGCUUUCGUUUGAGUACGUAGGGCGUAACAAAUCAGAUCGGGUGAAAAUAAGUGUACUGAAAGGACCCGGAUGGUGUACUCAAAACGCACUUUCCACAUAGCCUGCAUUAAUCAUUUUGUAGUUUUUAUAGCUGCUAGGCGUUAAGAGUUCACCAUUCAAAGCGGGAUGUUUAUUGCGGGGGAGGAGCCGUGGCGGAAAUCGUGAUCGUAAUUUCCGGUUGGUGCACCACAGAGUAUUCGAUUCGGUACAACACUGACAUCUAAAAAAUUAGCGCACUUAGUGAGUACGGAUAGUGUACUACGUUGAAGUGUACUCAUGGAAGCAUGGAUAUUGGGACACGGCAAUGGUGUUCUUCUUUACUACGUGUACGUUCAUUGAAAGGCCAGUAAGAUGCAAGGGUGGGAGGGAGUGCUUAGGUGGACCUGUUGGUGCACUCGGUUCUGUAUGGAAGGUGGGGAGCAGCCCUAGUCCCCUAUGUAGUGUGGACUUAAGUUCUUGAGUAACGUAGCAUUCCAACAAGGUUUCUGCUAAGCGGAAUUUGAGGGAAGAGGUCUUUGUAGUCCCAGCUCUGGGGCUCACAAAAUAUCACUGUGCCGCCCAUGCCGUUACAGAUCAACUACUUGUGACAUCGUAAUUGGAUGUUAUGUCUGUAUGUUUGGGGGAUCUUAUGCGUCAAACUUUGGAUCCUGUUCAUCUGAGAACCCUCCAUUCCAUUAAGAGGGGGUCUUCUUUCAUAUCAAGAACUGCUGCUACAUGAUCGUUUUCCAAGAGGUCUUCACUUCUGUCCAGAACUGAUUAAAUAUAAAAUAUAGGGACUCAAAUGGCAUACUUUCUUUCUGUUAUUUUUAAUGAUAUUUUUUUUUUUCAACCGUAGUGAUCAUGUUAUAGCCAAAUGAUUAACAAUACAUUUUUAAAUGGAUCAAUGGAGAUGGGAUUGCAUUUAUAUCGCUUUCCUAUGGAAAUUUGAGAAUUUUGUAUUUCUUUCUAAUAAAUGAAAAAACGGCA
Messenger RNA from Gadus macrocephalus (Pacific cod), 2794 nucleotides. RefSeq names its product ornithine decarboxylase-like. The coding region runs from base 339 to 1724 and encodes 461 amino acids. Gene Ontology annotation, cellular component: cytoplasm. Gene Ontology annotation, molecular function: ornithine decarboxylase activity. Lineage: Eukaryota; Metazoa; Chordata; Actinopteri; Gadiformes; Gadidae. The transcript has 11 exons. The record is from RefSeq and is a predicted model, not a curated record.